Molecule: messenger RNA, 465 nt
Organism: Knipowitschia caucasica
Lineage: Eukaryota; Metazoa; Chordata; Actinopteri; Gobiiformes; Gobiidae
Source: the annotation of a GenBank genome assembly
AUGGCAACACAGGGAAACAAGACAGAAGGAGGAACGGACGAAGAGUUUAAUGACAUAAUCAAGUGGAGAUCGGAUGAACAUGAUUCGGUUCAAAAGAAAACUUUUACCAAAUGGAUUAACGCUCAAUUUUCAAAGACGGGAAAGACGCCCAUCAAGGACAUGUUCUCUGACCUGAAGGAUGGGAAGAAGCUGCUGGACCUUCUUGAAGGCCUCACUGGCUCUGUUCUGACCAAAGAGAAAGGCUCCACCAGAGUACAUGCCCUCAACAACGUCAACAAAGCACUUCAAGUCCUCCAUCAAAAUAAUGUGGAACUGGUAAACAUCGGGGGCACAGAUAUCGUCGACGGGAAUCAUAAACUCACCCUCGGACUCAUCUGGAGUAUUAUUCUGCACUGGCAGGUGAGCACACAGGCCUGUCGACAGCUGCUGUGCACUUUCAAGCUUUCCAUGUACAUAUUUACUUAA